This is a messenger RNA of Pseudomyrmex gracilis, 4820 nucleotides long. Its product is annotated as adenosine receptor A2b. Gene Ontology annotation, cellular component: membrane. Gene Ontology annotation, biological process: G protein-coupled adenosine receptor signaling pathway; adenylate cyclase-activating G protein-coupled receptor signaling pathway. The coding region runs from base 3046 to 4671 and encodes 541 amino acids. The transcript is spliced from 8 exons. Lineage: Eukaryota; Metazoa; Arthropoda; Insecta; Hymenoptera; Formicidae. Gene Ontology annotation, molecular function: G protein-coupled receptor activity. The record is from RefSeq and is a predicted model, not a curated record.
ACCACACGCGGUCGUUUGACUGGGUAAGAUCAGAUUUUUGUUUCUUAUAAAAUUACAAUUACAUCUUGUGAUAUCGGUAACUGUAGCGAGAGAAUAUUCCACACAACAACAAUCCGUACACAUCUCACUGAAUGAUUCAUUAGACGUCACAUUGUCGUCCACUAGACGUUCGUUAGACGUCUCUCUGUGUAGGAUAAUACCGAUUCUAUAUAGGAGCAGUAAUAUAUUCGGCAGAUAGAGCUAAUAUUACAAUUGCGUAAUAUUUUAGCUAUUGUCCAAGGAAUAUAUUACUGUGAUUCUACUGUGGAAUCAGUAAUACACAUUCAGUGGACAGUUGCUAACAUAAUAAAAGUUGUGUACCUUUAUGUGAAACGGGUCCUAGAGCAAUCAACCAACUUCGGGUAGAAGUCGAUCAACUUAGGAAUUGAUCAAUUCUCAAUCAACUGAUUUUCCGACCGAUUAUUCAUUUUAUCGGAUAACAUCUUUACUCGAAAAAAAUGAUGGAGAACUGCAUCAUAGGAUAAUUGGAUUAUUGGUUUCCGAAUUUUUCAAACAUGCGGAAGAUUCCCGCCACGAGAGAAGGUUUUUCUUUUUUUCAUAAACAGCAAAAAUUCAUUACUUUCUAUCACUGUCCUUGUAACGUGUGUACGGCUUGCAACAAAUGCGAGGAUAUGUUUACAUGGUUGCUGUAACACGAACACGACCCAUUUUCGAUUUAGAUCGACUCUGUGCUCUCGCAUCGAGGAAGAACCUCGAGCUUCGCCAUGGUCCGAUGGCGUGCGCGCGACAUCGGAGAGAGAAGUCAUUUAACUGCGCACCGCAAUUAGAGAUCCUUUAUGCAAUGUCAAGCGCUCCGUUAUAUGCCAGUUACGGACAAUGAGUACGUACGAAUUAUCGCGAAUGGUCUCGUUCAACGUUCGUUAAAGAUGCGAGAGCCAGGACGGGAUAACUCGAGUCAAAUGGAUUUCCGUUGCUUUCUCAAACACGUGCUAAUAUGACGGCGCGUAAUUUUUUGCAAUAUAUUAUUAAAAUUUACUGGCAAUUAAUGAUAAAAAAAAAAGCACGCAAUGUUGAUACGCGAUCGGUUUUACAAAUGUUCUCUCACACAUAAAGUUGCAUAAAGUUCUGAUAAUAAAUCGGAUCUAAAUAAUCCGUGCAAAAAUUGCAUUCGCAACAUCGCUUCUUUCGUUUUGCCGCUUCUUCGCAUCCUUCUCUCUCUCUCUACAUUUAUCAAUAUACAACACAUACAUCAAUAUCUAAUCAGGAUGUGUAUAUCAGUAUCCAAACAAAAUGUGUACAGAUUAUCUCGAAUUGUUUAGACCUGACGCAACUUUAUGUGAGAAAAUAUAUGAAGUUCAAAAAACCAAAAAAAUGAAAAAAAUAUUUAAAAACAAAAGAGUAAUUUAUUCGUUGUUUGCUAGAACGAUCGAUUUUUUGAUGUCUGAGAUGAACGCUUAUGUUUUUCCCAACAAUGAUGCUAUUUACACGCUCUCGGCACGGCAGACGGAGGCGGAAGGAACACGAGCAAGAUCGCCCAGUGAUUCCACCACCACCACCGAUCUUCACGUCGUCGUGGUGUUCCCUAAUGUCGCACAAGGAGCACCUCAGUUACACGCCACGGGGUUGAGAAGACGGACGGCGGUGCUUCCCCGCUCCAGAGCUUGAUGCGCGCGGAUAAAAAGAACUUUCAACCCCCCCGUUUGUGUGUGGAUGUGUGUGUGUGUGUGUAUGUUCGCGCGUUCGAAGUUAAUUAAUACGAAAAUAAAUAUUUGUUCCGCGCGCCGCAACCGCGUCGCGGCGUCAAGUGAUAUUAUAGUGUAUUAUCGUUACGACAACCUGUGCUCAACUCUUUCCCCCGCUCUCUCGAUGACGCUUAACCAACAUUGGCACGUGCCGUCGUAACAAGAGACUUCGAUAAUUAUUUAUUCAAUCGCUCGCCAUAUCGAGAUUAACACGCAAAGUUUCCAUCAACAAUUUUUAAGUUUUGCGUCGCGACCCGGUAUACGUAUUAUUAUUAUUAUUAUUAUUAUUAUUAUUACCGGCGCUUCUUCGCUGAUCGCUAUAUAGUUCUUCAAUUUAUUUCGUUCGCACGAUCCAUUACGGAAAUUAAAAAAAAAAAAAAGAGAAAAAUCGGUAACUCGGGAGCAGCGCGUGCAACGUGUUAAACGCGAUCAUGCGGAACACGUUCGUUCGCAAGACAAAGCCAACUUCUUUCUUCGUUUUACUUCGCGGUCGUACGCAACAACGCAUCCGCAACUUCGCGUGACACGCAACAGCCGUAUUAGAUGAUAUCGCACGGAAAUCCAUCUUACGCGGUCGCGUAUACAUAGCUGCUCUAACUUCUUCGUAAGUAAUGGACAGGAAACACGGAGUGUGUUAACGUACGCCACGCAAUGAGCGAUCGAUCGCACGCUCGUUUGUUCUUUCGAACGUGCAACAGACGAUACGCGAUAAAAUAUCUAUAGUUUGGAAAAAGAUUGUCAUUAAUUAAAAAAAAAAUUGACAUAUUCUAAUAUCGGAAAUGUAAAAAAAAUUAUGUAAAUCGAUGGAUUUUUCGCUUGAAAAAACAAGGAAAAUACGAAGUGUGUGAUGUCUAACUACUAGUGAUGCACAAACGGAGACGUUGAUGUAAGUUACACUGAAACGCAUUAGUGUUUAUAGAGGCAAUUGGAUAAUCGCACAAUGACACAGCAGUUUUAAUACCAGAUUGUUUCACUGAUUAGAUUCACGUUGAAAAAAAAAAACAAAAAACAAAAGAAGACACCGAACCAGGACAUCUCUUCAACAUCUUAUUGUUUACAGUUUUACGAAUGUUGACAAAGUCUACUUUUGUAGAGACACACGUCGGAACAUCAAUAUGAUGAAGUAGUCACAUCUGUCGGUCCCGAAAGUGGCGCAAUGUCUCCCGACGAUUGUCCCGGUCGAUUUCAUUAGAAACGAUAUACAAUGUCUUAAUAUCAGAAAGUAACGAAGAUAAUGCAUCGUAUCAUCCGCCUGCGUGCUCGGCGACGCUAAUAAGAAGUUCCGCCGACCCCUUUUAUUGCGAUGGGAUUUAUGUCGAACACGACAAUCGAUUCGUCGCUCGCGUAUUCGGAUUAUACCAGUCCGACAAACGCGUCGUCCGCGGUCAGCGCGGAGCUGAAUCUGCCGUACACCGUGUGCGAGGUCCUGGUGGCAAUAUGCGCCGUCUUCGGCAACGGUCUGGUGAUCAUCGUGUUCAGCAAAGAGCGCAAGCUGCGGAGACGCACCAAUUAUUACAUCGUCUCGCUGGCGGCGGCCGAUCUGCUGGUCGGAUUGUUCGCGAUCCCGUUCGCGAUCCUCGCGAGCAUCGGUCUGCCGACGAAUCUCCACGCCUGCCUCUUCACCGUCUCGGUCCUCGUGGUUCUCUGCACCAUCAGCAUCUUCUGCCUGGUCGCGGUGUCCGUCGAUCGUUACUGGGCGAUACUGUAUCCUAUGGGAUAUUCGCGUACCAUGCGCACCAAAACUGCCAUAGGUAUAAUAUGCGUUUGUUGGGUCGCGGGCACCUUGGUGGGUUUCUUGCCGCUCUUCGGUUGGAACGUCGGCGAAACGAGCGAUCACCGAUGUAUCUUCACGAAAGUGAUGGACUACGACUACCUCGUGUUCCUCUACUUUGCCACUAUUAUCUUCCCCGCGCUUCUAAUCGCGGCGUUCUACGCCCACAUCUAUCGGGUGAUCGUAAAGCAGCUACAGCAAAUCGUCACGAUGGAUCCUACCAGCGGCCGUGCCGAUAAUAUCGGGGGUGGUCGUGGUGGCGUUCGCCGUCUCGGCGGUCUGCGUUUACGUGGCAAUCAUCAUCAGACGUCGGGGACGAUGCUGCGUGUUCUCGGGGCGGCGCGCAAACGAGAGGUCAAGGCCACGCAGAAUCUCUCGCGUAUUGUCCUCUUCUUCAUCAUCUGCUGGUUCCCGUUGUACACCAUCAACUGCGUGAUGGCUUUCUGCCCGAACUGCGAGGUGAACGACUUCUUCAUGAAGUUCUGCAUCAUUCUCUCGCACAUCAACUCGGUCGGCAAUCCGUUGCUCUACGCUUAUCACCUCAAGGAUUUCCGCGCUGCGCUGAAGAACUUCGCGAUACGACUGUUCUUCCCCAAAAGUGACGUCAAAUCCAGCGUCAUUAGCGUGAUUCAAGACCGAGGAUCCCUUGUCGGGUCGCAGAGACAGCUUCAGAGGCAACUCAGCGGUUAUCCCCAAUCGAGGAGUCAAAGGUCGAGCCUGUUACGCCAGGUAAUCGAUGACACGAGAAAAACGGGUAGAUCGUAUUCCGAAAGACGUGCCUCAUCGAUACGGGAGAAAGAAACUCAGCUAACCGCUACGAACAUUGAUGCUACCACGCUGACUGUAACUACAUCUCUAAUUAUUAGCAGUUCCACACGGACGGCGGUGGGACGACUGAGCGAGGAGUUAGGCAGCGAUAGCGAUAUCGACGAUAUCGUCAAUCAAAAUGAGAAUAUGACCGACUGCAGAAUCUCCUCGUCGAUGGAAUUGCAAACACACAAAUCAUUGGCACCACUUCUAUACGCGGAGGGAAACCACGUCGAGGAAACACCGCCCGCGUCGAUCUUCGUGAUCGAGGCCGAUGUGGUAAAUUACGAUGAUCAUCUUCGCUUGUCUUCGGAAGAGUCCCGAGAUAAGAUCGACGUGGCGGAUAGCUAAAGUGACUAUCGGAAUUUAUGUAUGCACACGAAUAGAAAAAAAAAUACUAGAAGAUAAAUGAUAAAUCUCUUCUCGAAAACAGACUAUAGAAACAAAUUAGGAUGUUUAUAUGUUUUUUAUUUUAUCUUUUAUUUUUACCAACUUGUUUU